UUGGAGCGGCGGCGAGGGCGGGCGAGGGCCGGGGAUGCUGUAGGCGGCGGCGGGCGAGGAGCGCGACGGGCGCGCCUCCCACCGCCCCGGGGCGCGGCCUCACCGGCGCAGCCGCCCCGCUCCGCACCGCGCCCGCACCCAGCUCAGCAUGGAGCGCAGGGUGGCCCGUGAGUUCCGGCACAAGGUUAAUCUACUAAUUGACAAUGAAGCGGAGAAAGAUUACCUUUAUGAUGUGCUGCGGAUGUAUCACCAAUCUAUGAAUCUCCCAGUGCUCGUGGGGGACUUAAAACUUGUGAUUAACGAACCAAGCAGAUUGCCUCUAUUUGAUGCUAUCCGCCCACUUAUCCCAUUAAAACACCAGGUGGAAUACGAUCAGCUUACGCCAAAAAGAUCACGAAAGCUGAAAGAGGUGAGAUUGGAUCGUUUGCAUCCUGAAGGACUUGGAAUAAGUGUGAGAGGUGGAGUGGAAUUUAGCUGCGGCCUCUUCAUCUCCCAGUUAGUUAAAGGAGGACAGGCAGACAAUGUUGGACUUCAGGUUGGAGAUGAGAUAGUUCGUAUAAACGGAUAUUCUAUUUCCUCGUGCACACAUGAAGAAGUCAUAAACCUCAUUCGUACAAAGAAAAUAGUGUCCAUAAAAGUAAGACAUGUUGGCAUGAUACCUGUCAAAAGUUCAGCAGACGAACCCCUUAAAUGGCAAUAUGUGGACCAAUUUGUGUCAGAGUCUGAGGAAGGGAAGGGCAGUGUUGCUGGUCUUGCUUCUUCUGGAGGGAGAGACAAUAAAGAGAAGAAAGUUUUCAUUAGCUUGAUUGGUACAAAAGGCAUGGGAUGCAGUAUUUCCAGUGGUCCAACACAAAAACCAGGCAUUUUCAUCAGUAAUGUUAAGCCGGGUUCUCUUUCAGCAGAGGUGGGCUUAGAGGUCGGUGAUCAGAUCGUUGAGGUAAAUGGAGUGGACUUUUCUAAUGUGGAUCAUAAAGAGGCUGUCAGAGUGCUCAAAAGUAGUCGUACUUUGACUAUCUCGGUGGUAGCAGGCGCUGGAAAGGAGCUGUUUAUGACUGAAGAUGAAAGGCAGAGAGAAGCACGUCUUCGUGAGCAGGAACGCCAGGAGUUAAUGCAUCAGAAGCGACUUGCACUGGAGACUAACAAGAUCAUCAAAGAGCAGCAAGAGAAAGAGAGAUUAAGAAAACUGGAGAUUUCCCAGAAGGCUGCAGAGGAAGAAGAGAGAUAUCGCAGAGAAAUAGAGCAGAUAACAGCAGAGGAGGAGAAAUUUAAAAAGGAGUGGGAAGAAGACUGGGGUCCUAAAGAACCUCCCAAAUCUCUAAAAACUGUAACUGCAGAAGUGCACUCUGCCCCUCGUUCCAAACAGAAGACUUUUGGAUGGUUUUAUCGGUAUGAAGGAAAAUUUCCCACAAUCCGCAAGAAAGGGAAAGAGCGAAAGAAGUCAAAAAGUGACAGUCUGUGUGAACAGAAGAAGAAUAAAAAGGAAAUGGAGUUUGAGCAAAAACUUGCCAAAGAGAAAGAAGGAAUGUUGGAGAAAGAAAAACAACUGAAAAUAAAUCGUCUUGUGCAAGAGGUAUCUGAGACAGAACGAGAAGACCUGGAAGAAUCAGAAAAGGUGCAGCACUGGGUGGAAAGACUUUGUCAGACACGGUUAGAACAGAUUUCCUCUGUGGAGAAUGAGUCUCCUGAGUUGACAAGUGGACGUCCUUCCGCUUCUCCUCCUGCCACAUCAAUGCGGCGUUUUGCUGGUGGCCUGCAGCUUCAUACCACAGAUCUUGAUGAUAUAAACUUAGACGAAGUUGACAAGCCUAAACAACGUGUGGCACCACCUCUGCCACCACCACCCAUUGUUACUCCAGGACCAUCAGCUUAUCCACUUCCUACAUCAAAUGUUCCGCUUUCAAGAGGUCCAGCCCUGGCAGUAACACCAGCUUCCCAGGUUGUAAGAAACACCUCCCACGUCGGCAAAGUACCUUCUGUGUCAAGCAAUCCGCUGCAACUUGCUCCAAGUCCACCUACCCAACGACAUCCAGGUGUACCAAUAGUCUCUAAACCAGUCAUGCUGCAUCCUGACCCAAACUUUAUGGUCAGGCCAACAAUCAAAUCAGAGGCUCUGCCACAAGAGAUGUUUAAAAGGAUGGUGGUUUACAAUUCAUCAUUUAGAUCUAACAAAAAACAAGGCUUCCAGAAGUAUUUGGAAGAUUUUGAUCCGUAUUCAAUGUUUACACCAGAGCAGAUUGUGGGAAAAGAUGUACGGCUGUUACGAAUUAAAAAGGAAGGAUCAUUAGACCUUGCAGUCGAGGGAGGAAUUGAUUCUCCAAUUGGAAAGAUAGUCGUGUCUGCCAUCUAUGAGGGUGGUGCUGCAGACAAACAUGGAGGCAUAGUGAAAGGGGAUGAAAUCCUAGCUGUAAAUGGCAAGAUACUAAUUGACAGCAAGCUGGCAGAAGCACAGGCAACUCUAGCAAAAGCUUGGAAUAUGGGUGGGGAUUGGAUUGACUUAGUCAUUGCGGCAUCACCUCCAAAGGAAUAUGAUGAUGAAGUGACAUUCUUUUAAAGAAGGCUACACUGGAAAAAUGAAGUCUUUCCCCUGCAGAAACCUGCUGCUCUGUAAAUUAAUAGGAAAUCAAUAACCAUAUGAAAUGCAUCUCUAUUUGAAAGAAAUGUGAGCAAUCAGACCUAUAAAUUGAGCUAGAGACUUCAGAUUUUUCAGGUAAUUGGAGUAAUUUCAAAUCAUUCUAUAGACAUACAGCAAGACGUUUUUGCAGAAUCAUUGAGGACUGCCAGUAAGCAUAGUUUGGUCUGUGAGAACUCAAUCUAUUUGUUGCUAUUUCGGGGGGCGCAAAUUUUGAAAAUAGUCUUCCAAUUUUCCUGGAAAUAGACACCAAAAUGGCAAACGAAGAUAGAACACAGAUGUCUGUUCCCACAUGCAACACUUGUGAUUACAUGUUCACAGGCCAGUUUGGGUGUGAAAAAGAUUAUAUUUUUACUCUGUAAGAAAUGAUUUUCCCUGGAGAGAUGGGGAAUGUAUAUAGGUAACUUCUGUUCUCACUCAUAUUCUUCUGGUUCUCUUACCAUCCAUUUCUGCUGGUUAGUUGUGAGUUGUUUUUGAGUAUGAAAAUCCUGCUGGUGGAAGAACCAGUAAUACCAUGAGUGCUAGCAUUAUAAGGAAUAAUUUUGGUGAUGCUUAUACAGUAUAAAGAACCUUCUCUACCAGCAAUGUAAGCAGCUAGCAAGAAGUCCAGAUAAAAUCAUGAUGUGUAGUCACAGUUAUACUACCAAGUAUUUGUAUUGGUGGCAAAAAUUACUCCUUCACGUAGUCAUGGGUGGAAAAUUUGGGUGUAGUUCACAGUCUGCAGUUAUGUACUUUGUUCUCAGUGAGGCUAUAUAUGUGACUAAACUGUGCAGGAAAUCAUGAAGUAUAACAUUGCACUCUUGGUGACUAUAUGUCUUCUGUUUAAGUAAAUUACUCAAGACCAUCAAAUCUAUACUAACCUGGCAUAAGUAUGAUUACAGUUGUAGACUUAGUAAUUUAUGUUAUCAAGAUAUAUCCCUUUUGAAAUGUCAUUGUCUUCUUUCCUUCCUUGUAUCUGCCAGUUUGUAUUCUGUUUUUCACGUUGUGUUUGGAUUUUUCUUACCUGGACUAAUGAGAUCCAGUUUAUAGUUCUUUGUCAUGCUUUUUCAAGAUUUGGAAACCCUUCUUUUUGUAACACAGGAAAAUAACAAUUGCAUUCCUGAGAACUCUGUACUUAAACAGAGAUGAUUAAUUACAUUGACUUUCUUCAUUUGCAGUAUUGUUCCCAUAUGCCAAUUCAUGUGUCUGGCAGGGUACACAUGUUAGAAUGUUUAAAAUUUUAAUUCUUACAACUAACACGGAAAUAAAAUUGCA
Chroicocephalus ridibundus (black-headed gull) is the source of this 3883-nucleotide messenger RNA. It is a transcript of the gene USH1C, whose product is annotated as USH1 protein network component harmonin. The record is from RefSeq and is a predicted model, not a curated record. Gene Ontology annotation, molecular function: protein binding. The transcript is spliced from 27 exons. NCBI's taxonomy places the organism in Eukaryota, Metazoa, Chordata, Aves, Charadriiformes, Laridae. Gene Ontology annotation, cellular component: photoreceptor inner segment; stereocilia ankle link complex; stereocilium tip. Gene Ontology annotation, biological process: inner ear auditory receptor cell differentiation; retinal cone cell development; sensory perception of sound. Bases 149 to 2551 code for a protein of 800 amino acids.